Danio rerio (zebrafish) is the source of this 1629-nucleotide messenger RNA. The record is from RefSeq. NCBI's taxonomy places the organism in Eukaryota, Metazoa, Chordata, Actinopteri, Cypriniformes, Danionidae.
GGGGAGGGUGUAAAUAAAUAAGGCGAGGAACUCAACCAGGGGGAAGAGCGGAACAAACAAAUUACACACACACACCUGAAACCAGCCGACUGCGAGCCUGUUGGUCUUGCGAUUAAGGAGGAUGUGAAUCACUCACUUUGACGGACUGCACUGCACUGAUCAGCAAUCGUGGAGGAAUGUUGGCUUUUCAUAAUAAACCUAUGGGCUAGACCAGAGGCUGGGAGGAAAGAAGACGGUUACCUGCUGCUGCUGUGUCUCUCAUCAGACUGAUGUGAUGGCUCUCCCAUACGGAGCGGGACCCAGAGGCUCGGAAAGAGUGAUUUAGACUCUCUUCUUGGCUGCAGCAUCUUCACGACACCCCUGGAUGUUCUCUUGAUGUUUUGCUGUGGUCUGGGACACUGGCGGAGAGAACAGUCCACCUAUGGUUCGGCGGACCGUCAGGACACAGGGGCCACUGAGGAGAAGGAGAAGAAUGCCCAAGUCCAGCUUGAUAAGGCCAAGUAUAAACCAGUUGCUUUUGCUGUGCGCACAAACUUCACCUACACUCCUGCAGACGAUGACAACGUCCCCAUACCAGGACACGGAGUUUCAUUUGAAGCUAAAGACUUCCUGCAUAUCAAAGAGAAGUUUAACAAUGACUGGUGGAUUGGACGGCCUGUAAAGGAAGGGGGAGAGGUUGGUUUUAUCCCCAGCCCGGUAAACCUGGAGACUAUUCUGAUCAGGAGAGAGGUGCAGGCCAGGAAAGCCGCCAAAGCACUGGCCAACAAAGCAGCUAGUGCUGCCAAAGAUGAUUUGAAUGCAAAGAAAGCGGCUCCGCCACAAACAGUUCAGCAAGUAAAGAAGAAAUCGGGAGAGCAAUUGGCUGCAUAUGAUGUUGUGCCUUCCAUGCGUCCUGUGGUGCUCAUGGGGCCUUCACUUAAGGGCUAUGAGGUUACGGACAUGAUGCAAAAAGCUCUGUUUGAUUAUUUAAAACACAGAUUUGAAGGAAGAAUAACUAUCACCCGAGUGACUGCGGAUAUUGCACUUGCCAAGCGGUCGAUCCUCAACAACCCCAGCAAACACGCCAUAAUGGAUCGCUCCAACACCCGCACCAAUUUAGCUCAAAUCCAAGGAGAGGUUGAGAGGAUUUUUGAGUUAGCACGCAGUCUACAGCUUGUGGUUCUGGAUGCUGACACUAUUAACCACCCUCUUCAACUAAGCAAGACCUCCUUGGCCCCGAUCCUGGUGUAUGUCAAGAUUUCAUCCCCCAAGGUUCUCACAAGAUUGAUAAAGACCAGGGGCAAAUCUCAGACUAAACAUUUGAAUGUCCAGAUGGUGGCUGCAGACAAGCUAGCCCAGUGUCCCAAUGAGAUGUUUGAUGUCAUCUUGGACGAGAACCAGCUGUCAGAUGCCUGUGAACACAUUGCUGAUUACCUGGAGGCCUAUUGGAGAGCCACACACCCUCCGGAAAUGGAGCCUCCAAACCCCAUGCUGGAGAAACUGGCAGAAAACACACUCCCCACCAGCCCCACACCUGCUAAGACUGCCGCCUAUUUUCUGUCAGUUUUAUUUUAAUAAAUAUAUCUGUUUUUAUAAAAAUCACACAAUACAAUUUUAAUCUGUUAAUUAAUCAUGAUAAAAAUAUACAUU